AUGGCCCAUUGUCGGGGUGGCUCCGCGCCGUCGUGGUCUCUCCGCACCGUCGUGGCUCCUCCUCGAUGCGGCCCGCGCCGCUGCGUGGCCCCUCAUCAGAGUGGCCCGCCCUUUAGAGAGGAUGGGGAGGGGAGGGGAGGAGAGGGGGCGGCAGAUAGGAAGGGGAGGGGAGGGGCGUCGAGCUCUGAGGGAAGGGGGAGGGAAGGAGAGGCGGCGUCGACGUUUGAAGGGAGGGGAGGGGACGGGCAGGUGUGGCUUCGAUGGUGGGAGUGGGAGUUAGGGUUUUCUGAUGAAUUCCUAUAUAUAUUGGAGUUGGUAGUAGGCUGCCCCGCCCGCCCCCCACGCACGCGCCCAGCCCCACUCCCCGCCGGCGGCCGCGCGCCUCCCUGCGCCCCGCGCGCCCCGCCCCGCCGCCCGCCGCGCCCCGCCCGCCCCACCCCGCGCCCCGCCCCGGCCACCGCGGCCCGCUCCGGCCAGCGCCCCGCCCCGGCCACCGCGGCCUGCCCCGCGCCCCGCCCGCCCCUCCCCGCGCCCCGGCCCGGCCAGCGCGCCGCGCCCCCGUGGCCCGAGACCCCGGCCCUCCCCCGCGCGCUGCAGCCAGAGAAGGCAGCGGGGGGUAGCAGAGCCACAGUCAGCGGGUUCGAACCCGACUCCACCAGAGGGGCCUUCUCCACAGGGGCCUUCUCCACAGGGAGGGUUGCACGGUGCCCCUCCUCCACAGCCGGGGUCUACGGUGGCCCUCUUCCGCAGGCCGGGUGGCCGCCUCUCCCUCGUCCGCCGCCGGGUGGCACUACUCAGCCGCAGCAGGGUGACCCUGUGUGGGACCAGUGGGCUGAUUCACACUCUGCUCACCAGGGGGAGCCGUAG
This is a messenger RNA of Sorghum bicolor (sorghum), 867 nucleotides long. Its product is annotated as basic proline-rich protein. The coding region runs from base 1 to 867 and encodes 288 amino acids. The transcript has 4 exons. The record is from RefSeq and is a predicted model, not a curated record. Lineage: Eukaryota; Viridiplantae; Streptophyta; Magnoliopsida; Poales; Poaceae.